Molecule: messenger RNA, 2320 nt
Organism: Vollenhovia emeryi
Lineage: Eukaryota; Metazoa; Arthropoda; Insecta; Hymenoptera; Formicidae
Exons: 3
Molecular function (GO): nucleic acid binding
Source: RefSeq, a predicted model, not a curated record
AUGUCGGAUUCACAUCGUCGCAAGAAGUCCAGAUCUCCAAGUAAGCGGAAGGAGAAAUCGAGACAUCAUCGUCACUCACGAGAGCAUGCUCGUAGCGAGAGACGCGAUCGUUCACGCCCGCGAGGUUAUGGACGUUCACAUACUCGCGAUCAUAGCCCGGUUCGCUCUCGCAGCCGAUCUCGCGCGCCCGAGGGAGGAAGUAUUUUGGCUGAACUCCAUCCCCAACUAGUUGCCCAAAUUUCUGAACUGUGCAGAAAUUUCCGAAACACAUCUCCAGGGGAGGUUAUUCCGCCUACCACGAAUCCUAGCGUUCAAGCGCAUUCAGAGCAGCAGCCACCGAAAGACACGCCGGUUCCCACGAACCGGGGCGAUGCACCAGAUUUUGCACGCUCAACGGUACAGACAGGGCUUCCCGAGAAUCUUCGCCGAGAACUUCUUCAGAAAUAUGAGGUUAGAGGCGACCUGGCGGCUUUGGGUCCACCUAAAAUCAACAAACUACUGCUGCCGGCCCUGAAAUCCUCAUCGUCCACGAUGAAAAGAGACGAAUACCAAGCAGAGCGCCAGGCCCAACUCGCGGCAGCAUUAAAUGCUAUUGGUUGCGGUACUUCAACUCUUUUAAAGCCGGAAGUUUUGGAUUGCCUCCCUGAGGAAGGAAAACUGGCUAUUCGCCAAAUAUCUGAGGGAAUCCGCCUCAAUGCGGAUCUCCAGUAUCGUCUCUCAAUUGCUCGUAGAGCCUUUAUCAAGCCAACGUUAACUCUGUUGGGAAAGUCAACGGCUGACUCUGCUCCCGUAGACGAAUGGCUCUUUGGCAGUUCUUUUGCCGACGAAAUCAAGGAUGCCCAAGCGUGCGAAAAAGUUGCCCGUGGUCUAGUGAAGACAACGCCAGUCGCCCCCAAGGCCACGUCACAACAACCGAAGCGUUUUCAACCCCAGGCUGCCCCCACUACAUCGGGAAAUGCCAAGGCCCCCACUCGGUCGAGAUUUCACUCCCGAGCGGGGGCUCAAAAAUCUAGUGGUGGAAUGCGGUUCAUUUUGAAUCUCAAGGAGCUCAAUUCUUACAUGGAUCCUCCGCAUUUUAAAUUGGAAGAUUGGCGAACUGUGGUUCGCCUCAUGCUUCCUGAUUUUGAAAUGUCAUCCAUCGACCUUGAAGAUGCAUACCUCGUCGUUCCAAUACAUCCUUCAUAUAGGAAGUUCUUGCGUUUUCAAUGGAGGGGUACAACAUAUGAAUGGGCUGCUCUUCCUUUCGGACUCGCCACCGCUCCAUACAUUUUUUCCAAGAUCCUUCGACCAGCGAUAAAAUUAUUGAGAUCUCAAGGUUUUGACUCCGUUGUCUACCUUGACGAUUUUUUACUGCUAGCUUCAUCAAAACCUGCAUGUCGGGAUAACGUGCGAGCUCACCUGAAGCUACUUGGUGACCUUGGAUUUGUCAUCAAUUACUCAAAAUCAGAAUUAGAACCGUCACGACAACGCAAAUUUCUUGGCUUUAUUUUUAAUUCGGAGCAACAAUCCGUAUCAAUCCCGAAUGAUCGCCGAAGAAAACUUUUCUCUCUCGUCGCAAAGUUCUCACCUGGUUCUACAUGCACUAUCAGAGACUUCGCAAGUAUGAUUGGCUCUCUGGUAUCAAUUUGUCCGGCAGUGCAAUACGGACUCCUUUAUACGAAAUCCUUUAAGAGAGAAAAAUUUUACAAUCUCAUUUCGGCCGAAAAUAAUUAUGCUGCUAAGAUGACAAUCUCAAAUUCAUUGAAAAAGGAUUACCUUUGGUGGUUAACCAUUUUAUCGGAUAAUUAUCAAACGAAUCACAUCCGCUCAGGUCCCUAUGCUUGCGAGAUUUUUACCGAUGCAUCUCUUUCGGGAUGGGGAGCGUCCUGUUCUUUGCAGCGAACCCACGGUUGGUGGUCUGAAACUGACAAAUCUCGCCACAUAAAUUAUCUCGAACUCAAGGCCGUUUUUUACGCCCUGAAAUGCUUCGCCAAAGACCUUAGCGACUGUGACAUCCUUCUUAGAGUGGAUAAUACCACAGCAAUCUCGUACAUUAACAAAUUCGGCUCGGUUCAACACCCUCACCUCUCCUCAUUGGCCAAGGAGAUUUGGCAAUGGUGCGAGGCCAGAAAUCUUUUCCUUUUCGCCUCUUAUAUUGCCUCAGGAGACAAUGUUAUUGCCGAUGAAGAGUCUCGCCAACAGGUUCCAGAUACUGAAUGGUCCCUUUCGUCUAGGGCCUUCAAUUCGAUUUUGCGAGAGUAUGGGCCGUUUGACAUCGAUCUUUUUGCCUCGGUACUCAAUGCCAAGUGUUCAAUUUACGUGUCCUGGUUCCCAGAUCCGG